AUGGAAGCCACACAGACGCCGUAUGGCCCUGCACGGGUCCCGAAACACUUUGUCCUGUGCUUUGAUGGGACUGGAAACAAAUUUAGCGGCGAUCAGUCGGAUAGCAAUGUUCUCAAGAUCUUUCGGAUGCUCGAUCGGAGUAAGAGCCACCAGUUCCACUACUACCAACCUGGUAUCGGAACCUACGUAACAAGCAAGUCCCUUUCUAGCCAUGGGCGAAUCCAAAAGAUCAAAUCGGCAUACUUCAAAGCUAAAGACUCCGCCGUUGGCUCUUCUUUUGAUGAGCAUGUGAUGGGCGGUUAUAAGUUCCUCAUGAGAUACUACCAAACUGGUGACGAUAUCUAUUUCAUCGGGUUUAGUAGAGGAUCUUAUAUCGCGCGUUUUCUAGCCGAGAUGCUCGACUAUAUCGGCUUACUCGAAGCCGGAAAUGAGGAGCUAGUUCGAUUCGCCUGGAAGACGUUCGCCAAAUGGCAGCAGCGACGGGACGACAAUAAGGAGGAAAAGGAAGAGAAGAAGAAACUGUUCCGCUACAUGAAGGCGUUCCGCGAAACGUUCAGUCGUCCUAUCAGUAGGAUCAAGUUUAUGGGCCUAUUUGAUACGGUCAAUAGCGUUCCAAGGUUUGAAUCAGCAUGGAUGGAGAGAAGUAAAUUUCCUUAUACCGCCCGAAGCUCGGCUCUAGUCAUUCGACAUGCGGUCAGCAUCGACGAGCGACGAGCCAAAUUCCGCCAAGAUUUGAUUUCUGAAAUCAGGCCAUGGCAUGAUAAGAAGCAUCCCAUUCAAGAGCGAGGACGACAGUAUAUGCAACACCUCCGUCACCCCCUGGCGGGCCGCAAGAAUGGAAAUGGAAAUGUGCCCGUGCUCAGGAUCAACAGCGACAAUAUUGGUACGGACGAUGGCGCACCACCCGCCAAACACGAUGAGGAAGAAACAGCAUCCGUCUAUCGUAGUGCCCACGCCUCUCACGAGAAUCUUCAUGAUAGCCACCCAUACCGUGCAAGCAACCUUGCAGUGCCCGGAAGGAGUCUGAACCUCGCGGUGCCUAUACCCACGGAGUCAACCGAGGACCUAAGCUCUAUCAGAAGUGGACAGUCUGGGCAGUUGUCGCUUAAUAUACAGCUCGCAACAGGCCAAUUUGAUGAAGAGGACGAGAGAAAACAGGACAUACAAGAAGUUUGGUUUCCUGGCUGUCACGCUGACAUUGGAGGAGGAUGGAAACGUGCAAAAGGCGAGGCUUGGCCACUGAGUCACGCGCCCUUGGUGUGGAUGGUCCAGGAAGCGAAAAAGGCCGGGCUGCAAUUUGACCCGAAGAAAUUGAAGCAGUUCGAAUGCGACGAAGAAUACGAUGGCGAAUAUACCCCAAUCAACGAACACAGCCAAUGGCACCCUCGGCACGAAUUCUGUCGCGAUCCUAUUCACAACAAAGCUGUGAACGGCCAACACAUGCUCAAGCUAGCCGGUGAUGAGCGAAAGAAGGAUGCUUCCGCGCCAAGUAACCGCUUCCACGAUGCCCUUGUUGCUUCCAGCACGGAUGGCUUCUUGCACGACUGUCUGGAAUUCAAUGCCGGCUUACCGGCACUCUCCGUCAUAAGCUGGCGCAUAAUGGAAUACCUUCCAUUCCGUCGGAUGGACCUCCAGACAGACGGCUCAUGGAAGCCAAUCCGCUGGCCCCUCCCUUGCGGAGAGGUUCGCGACAUUCCCGACGAUGCUCAGAUCCAUGUCUCCGCACUGCGUCGCAUGCAGACGAAUCCCAAUUACCGCCCCGGUAAUUUGAUCAAGGGCGGAGGCGGGCGCGGUGUCAAGGUAGCACCGAAAGAAUUAGGGAUUGGGCAAUGGGAGCUAAAAGCCCAUGGGGGCGACCUUGUGCGGGAGACAUAUGUGCGGAAGAAGAAUAAGGACGCGACAAUGUGUGAAGAUGAAUGCCAUCAUUAA
Aspergillus niger is the source of this 1929-nucleotide messenger RNA. RefSeq lists its product as uncharacterized. The record is from RefSeq and is a predicted model, not a curated record. The coding region runs from base 1 to 1929 and encodes 642 amino acids. The transcript has 2 exons. NCBI's taxonomy places the organism in Eukaryota, Fungi, Ascomycota, Eurotiomycetes, Eurotiales, Aspergillaceae.